Messenger RNA from Anarrhichthys ocellatus (wolf-eel), 1856 nucleotides. It is a transcript of the gene cisha, whose product is annotated as cytokine inducible SH2-containing protein a. Gene Ontology annotation, biological process: phosphatidylinositol phosphate biosynthetic process; intracellular signal transduction. Lineage: Eukaryota; Metazoa; Chordata; Actinopteri; Perciformes; Anarhichadidae. The transcript has 3 exons. The record is from RefSeq and is a predicted model, not a curated record. The coding region runs from base 718 to 1404 and encodes 228 amino acids. Gene Ontology annotation, molecular function: 1-phosphatidylinositol-3-kinase regulator activity. Gene Ontology annotation, cellular component: phosphatidylinositol 3-kinase complex.
AUUCCUGGAAAGCAGAUAGGGAGAAGCUGCCGCGCGAUUCCUGGGAGCGAGCGCCGGUUCAGCGAAGGCAGGAGCCUGCGGGAGAGACGGGUCUCCAGAAAAAAACAAAAAACAAAAAACGAGCAGACAAAACAUGACGGUGCUCCGCGCGGCUUGAUCCUGGGAAUUGAGCGUAAAAAAAAAAAGCAAAAUCCGUUUAAUCAGCAAACACGCAGAAAGCAGUCGCCGUCCUUCACAUGAGCGAGACAACCGGCGGUGGCCGGUGCGGAAUGGGAGUUGGUGCGGCCGGUGUGACGUCAGAGCCGCCGGUGCUGUUCUCAGAAUAGACUUCUAGGAAACGGCAAUUUUUAAAAGCCGAGCUUUUACACUCUGCCCUCCACGCACUUCGAUCCCAUUCUGGUGACAACACACUCCAACCCGCUGCUACGGAGAUUUUUUUAAUGUUUAUGAUGAAAUUCAUUGUUUUCAUUUUUUAACUGAACGUUUUCUAUCCAAGUGGUUUUUUUGUAUCCGGUGUUUUUAUAUAAACUACAGGAACAAACCCGUACCGGAUACACGGUGCUCUUUUAUUGUCCCACUCGUAUCUCACCGAUGGUAACGCUCAUUUUCUCGCUAAAUUGUUUUUUAUUUCUUUAGAGCCCAGUCUCUAUAUGUUUUGCUUAAUUUUUGAAGGAGAAAUACUGACCGGAUCGUAGCCCACAGGAUUCAAGAAAUAGUAUGAUUCUUUGUGUACCAGGUCCGAGAGCUUGUCUGUCCGAUGAUCCGUCCACUGAAACCCCACGGGGUAUGCGGGCAGAAACUGUACCUUCCACCCCAUGCCUUCACAUUCACAGCACCCCUGCACUAUGGGACCCCACAAAGGACCUGCGGGCAAUCGCAAGCAACUUCUGCUAUCUAGAAAAUUCAGGAUGGUACUGGGGAGCUGUAACUGCAGCUCAGGCCCACGCUGCACUUCAAGAGGCAUCUGAAGGAGCGUUCCUGGUGCGAGACAGCAGCCACCCUCUGUACAUGCUGACCCUCUCGGUCAGGACUGUGCGUGGUCCCACCAGUAUACGGAUCCAGUACAGCUGCGCCCAGUUUUUGCUCGACUCCUGCUCCCCAGCCCGGCCCAGCCUGUCGUCCUUCCCCAACGUGCCCAGCCUGGUGCAGCACUACAUGGGACCAGAGAGGAAAGCAGAGGAGGGGAAGGUGUUUGAGGACACGCCUUCAAAACCCUCUCAGCAGACAAUUCAGGAGACAUCUGUGGUGUUAAAACUGAAGCGGGCUGUGUUCAAGCCCCAGGGUCUGCCCUCUUUACAGCACCUCACACGCCUCGUUAUUAACAGGAACUCGGACUGCCCCGACCAGCUACCACUCCCGAGGCCUCUGCUGAGCUACAUACAGGACUAUCCCUUCAAGGUAUAAACGGUCUCUCAAGUCUAUUAUUACGACAUAAAGGAAAAAAAAAAACUGUCAAACAGGUCCUGUCCUACAAAGACUGCUGCGCAAGCAGUUGGAGGCCAGUCCCGUAAAUUCUAGACACAGGUCAAGUCUUUGCUGAAGAAAUGUGCACAAGUUCAGUUAAUACUGACGCGGCUGGUUUCAGACUUGAUUUGUCGAGGACCGAGUGACUAAGUACCAGAAAAGAAGACGACAUGUGAGCAAGCCUCAGUACUGUAAUCCUUUAUUUCAUGAUGGAUGUGGAAAUUGUCCAUACCUGUAUUACCAUAAUCAGUUUUGGAAGUACAUACUGUUCCUCAGAAGUACACUAAUUCCAUUGAGACAUCUUUUAUGCCAUUUUAUUUUUCUCAGUAAAACAUUUUUUCUACCUUUCACAUGUGUAGAUUUUUCUAUUAAAAUAACUGAUUGGAGUCAAA